UACAAGUUUCUUCAAGGUUCGGCCACCCAGUCUAUAAAAGAUUUACAUUGACAAAAUACAGUUCUAUUAAUCUUCCAAUACCAAUUCCCAAGACUCUCACGCCUCUCCCUCCUCUUAUCAUAAAUCAUACAUCUUUUCCUUGUGCAAAAGGAAUUGCAAUCUCUGCAAACAAUGGAAGGAAACAACACAUAUGGUGCAUCAUGGGCUGAUCAGUGGGACUACAGCAACCCAGACCCUAUUCCUAACGCUGUGGACACAAAGAAAAAUGGAGGUACUUCUGCAAAGUACAAGCAAAAGGUUGGUGAAGGGCUUGGAAAGACUAAAGCUGUGGCUUCAACUGGCAUGAAGAAGGUGAAGGAAGGGACUACCUUGGGCUUUCACUGGAUCAAGGACAAGUAUCACAAGACUACCCAGAAGAAUAAACAGUCCUCUAAUUAUUAGUCCUAUAGUUUAGAUUGGAGAUUGGAGAUGUCUCUUCUUUUCUUUCUUUCUUUCCUCAGUUUCAGUUUCAUGUUGUUCAUGACUCUUUUCUGGAUUCGUUUAUUCAUGUGUACCAUAUA
Molecule: messenger RNA, 560 nt
Organism: Quercus lobata
Lineage: Eukaryota; Viridiplantae; Streptophyta; Magnoliopsida; Fagales; Fagaceae
Product: CDP-diacylglycerol-glycerol-3-phosphate 3-phosphatidyltransferase
Exons: 1
Coding region: 172-441 (89 amino acids)
Source: RefSeq, a predicted model, not a curated record